This is a messenger RNA of Histoplasma capsulatum G186AR, 843 nucleotides long. RefSeq lists its product as uncharacterized. Gene Ontology annotation, cellular component: endoplasmic reticulum membrane. Bases 1 to 843 code for a protein of 280 amino acids. Gene Ontology annotation, biological process: protein N-linked glycosylation; cellular response to oxidative stress. The transcript has 5 exons. NCBI's taxonomy places the organism in Eukaryota, Fungi, Ascomycota, Eurotiomycetes, Onygenales, Ajellomycetaceae. The record is from RefSeq and is a predicted model, not a curated record.
AUGAUCAACUUCAUGGACAAUCCAAGCCAACCACUCCAUAGACAACAACACCCAUUCAAUAGAGAAAUUACAACCAAUCCUUUCUCCCAAUCUCGUUCCCGCAAUGUACUAAGAUCAUACCGCGCUCGCUCGGCGCCCUCGAACGAUUCUCCACCUCCGUUUUCGUCCUCCAAUGCUUUCUCUCCGUCCGCAGAGCCCUCCCAGCAGUCGCAGCCGUCAGAUACACCCGCUCUUCAUGGCCGUGACGUAUUAUUCUCACUCCAUCCUCGAGUUGCAGUGAUUCUAGGCGUUGACCGCCGCUGGUAUAUUCCCUUGUUGCUUUGUCGGGGCCUUAGUGUCCUUCCGGCGGCAUGGUGGGGCUUGCGUUGUGCUUUCACGUUCUUAGCAGAGCUACUGCGUAUCAGGCCCCAUUUUUGGCAUGAGGGGUGGACAGCGGCUAUUGUGAGGGGUGCUGCGGCCGAUUGGGACGUGGAGAGGCGGUUCAGGGUUACAGAAGUGGCAUUGGCUAUUAUUUGGUGUUCGGCGUCUGCAUAUUUAUUUUAUUUUUUUACAGAUUGUAUGAUGUCUAGAUGGCUUCUUAAUUAUACACCCGCUGCUGUUGUGAUUCGACUUUUGGCUACAAACGGCCUUCUUGCCUACCUCACGUCGUGGAUCCUUUAUCUAUCCGGUGCCUCCUCAGAUCCCCGCCUCCUGCUUCCAGCCUGGAUAUCAAUUGCAUCGUUGCAUCUUACACGCGAAAAUGAACCUGAAGUCCCAUUAUUUGUUAUGGGGAAGGAAAUACUGGAAUUUGGCGUGCAGAUGAUUGCUCAAUACCGGUUUGGAGGUGAGGGAUCAACUGGAUAG